GUCUGAAUUUCGGCGCCGGAGAUUGACGUUUAACGGCGGAUGCGCUGUCAAUGUUGCUGAACGUCAAUUGGUGGCUCGAACCCUAACUGGCUAGCUUAGCUUCCUCUACCUUCGCCCCCCAAUUCAUAGCGAAGAACACCAUAAACCCCAAAGAAACAGUCAAAUUUCAUGGAUUCAUGCCAGCGGGAAAGGACGCACUGAUCUUCCUGCCAAUUCGUAGGCGAUAUUUGUGUCCGUUUCUACUUCAGACGACGUGUUUAUGGAACAGAGGAAUUGAUUUCGACUUCCGUUAGCAAAGGAAAGUUGGAGUCCAGAGCAGCACUGGUGACUUCCCAAUUCCAAUAACUUGCGCCAUUAGUUUAUCUUGCUGCACCUCACCAUCAGAUUUUCAUAAGCUGCUGCAUCAGCAAGCAUGUUACUUUCUAGGCUUUCUCGAGUUGGACUUGGAGCGUCUAGAAUUCUCUCACGAGGAAGAUGCAUACCCUCAUGUAGAACAGUAUCAGUACCAAGGUCUUACGGUCAUUACUUGCAACCUCAGCUUCAAUCACAUCAAGAUAAGCUGUACGAGGCUUUCGUUUUUCAGAGGCAUCAUUACUUUUCCACCGAAGGUUCUAGUGGCGAAUCUUCAAAUGGAAGUCAAGAGAAGCAAUCGAUAUCUGUAACUUUUGUAGACAAGGAUGGGGAGGAAAAACAGAUUAAGGUCCCAGUGGGAAUGUCCAUGUUGGAAGCUGCUCAUGAGCACGAUAUAGAACUAGAAGGAGCAUGUGAAGGCUCGCUUGCCUGUUCGACGUGUCACGUUAUUGUGAUGGAUGUUGACUAUUACAACAAAUUGGAGGACCCAACAGACGAGGAGAACGAUAUGCUGGAUUUGGCCUUUGGGCUAACAGAGACUUCUCGACUGGGUUGUCAAGUGAUUGCAAGUCCUGAGCUUGAUGGGGUGCGACUAGCUAUUCCUGCUGCCACUCGGAAUUUUGCUGUUGAUGGCUUUGUACCAAAACCACACUAGUAACCCCUUGGAUUGGAGAAUAGCUAGAGUGGAAACAUCAUUCCAUUUAUGUCCCAGUUUUGUAGCUAGCAUUGUAGAGCGUUUAGGCUUGAUGAGAAACAUACCUUCUCCAAUGUUAUUAGUGUUGCCGUUUACAUUGCUGCAUGUUUCUGAUGCAAUAAUCUGGGUCAUGAAUGUAGUUAAUCUCGUUAUCCUGAAAUAGAAAGAUUUGAAACAGAAAUAAACUGUUUCCCUGUUGUAAACUUGUAUGCUCUGUAUUGGGGCUGACUGCAGGUUUUGUUUUCUCAAUAAAAAAAGAAAGCAAUGAAAAAACUAUUGUUUAGCU
Messenger RNA from Linum tenue, 1331 nucleotides. NCBI's taxonomy places the organism in Eukaryota, Viridiplantae, Streptophyta, Magnoliopsida, Malpighiales, Linaceae. The record is from the annotation of a GenBank genome assembly.